AGGAGGAGGUGUUAGCGGAGGGAUACGGCAGAGGUGCAGCAGGACAAUGUGAGCUUGGAGAGUUGGAGCGACGCACUUAGCAGGAAUCCUCCCAGCCAGCAUGGAAGUGCAAUAAUUCUACAAACAAACACUUUGCUGGCCGAGCAACGUGUUGCUAAACUGCACAUUUUAAGCCGACGAAGAGCGGCGGGCGCAAUGGGAAGUGAGCGCUGAAAGAAGAAGCGGCUCCAGGGCCAGGAAAAGGGGGAAAGAUGGGUGUCGUGUUGCGGACGCUGUUGUUUUCUACUUUUUCUUUUCUCGUACAAGGUGUGCCGCUCCUCUUGUACGCCAACCGGCGGGAUCUGCGGCUGGUGGACGCGGCCCGUGACAAGGCCAACGCCACUGUAGUGGUGGGGGGGCUGGAGGAUGCCGCCGCCGUGGACUAUGUGUACUCUAUGGGUUUGAUCUAUUGGAGCGACGUGAGCGAGGAGGCCAUCAAACGCACCGUUUUCAACCAGUCGGGCAGCAGCGUCAUUCAGACGGUGGUUCCCGGGCUGGCGUCCCCAGAUGGAUUGGCCUGCGACUGGCUGGGCAGUAAACUCUACUGGACCGACUCGGAAACUAACCGUAUUGAGGUGUCCGAGCUGGAUGGAUCAUUGAGGAAAGUUCUGUUCUGGCAGGAGCUGGACCAGCCCAGAGCCAUCGCCCUGGACCCGGCACGAGGAUUCAUGUACUGGACUGACUGGGGGGAGGUUCCCAAAAUCGAGCGAGCCGGGAUGGACGGAACCAAUCGCUCCAUAAUCAUUGAUAGAGACAUCUACUGGCCCAACGGGCUGACGCUGGACUACAACCAGCAAAAACUGUACUGGGCAGACGCCAAGCACAACUUUAUCCACCGCUGUGACCUGGACGGCACCAACAGAGCGGUGGUGGUGAAAGGAGAGCUGCCUCAUCCCUUUGCCCUCACCCUGUAUGAGGACACGCUGUUUUGGACUGACUGGAACACACACUCCAUCCACUCCUGCAUGAAAGACAAUGGCGCCGUACAGCGCGUUGUCCACUCGGACAUCUUCUCGCCCAUGGACAUCCAUGUCUUCAGUCCCAAGAGACAAGUCCAGUCCAGCACGCCGUGCUCGUUGAACAACGGUGGCUGCUCUCACCUCUGCCUGCUGUCACCUGACACGCCCUUUUACCAGUGUGCCUGUCCCACCGGGGUCCAGCUGCUCCAGGACUCCAAGACCUGCCGAGACGGUGCCACUCGAAUGUUGCUCUUGGCUCGACGAACGGACCUGCGCCGCAUUUCUCUGGAUACGCCCGACUUCACCGACAUCAUCCUGCAGGUGGAUGACAUCCGUCACGCCAUCGCCAUCGACUACGACCCCGUUGAGGGUUACAUCUACUGGACAGAUGACGACGUCAAGGCCAUCCGCCGCUCCUUACCUGACGGCAGCGACGCCCAAUUUGUAGUCACGUCGCAGGUCAACCACCCAGACGGCAUUGCGGUUGACUGGAUAGCCCGGAAUCUAUACUGGACCGAUACCGGCACCGACCGCAUCGAGGUGACCAGGCUCAACGGGACGAUGCGAAAGAUCCUGAUCUCUGAAGACUUAGACGAGCCCAGGGCCAUCGUCCUGGACCCGGUGGCUGGGUACAUGUACUGGACUGACUGGGGCGAAGUCCCAAAGAUUGAGCGUGCCGACCUGGACGGGAUGGAGCGAGUGGUGAUGGUCAAUACCUCUCUGGGUUGGCCCAACGGCCUCGCGCUCGACUACGAAGAACGCAAGAUCUACUGGGGGGACGCCAAGACUGACAUGAUUGAGAUGAUGAACACGGAUGGCACAGGGAGACGGGUCUUGGUGGAGGACAAACUUCCUCACAUUUUUGGUUUCACCCUGCUUGGCGACUACAUCUACUGGACUGACUGGCAGCGACGCAGCAUCGAGCGUGUCCACAAGCACACGGCCGAGCGGGAGAUCAUCAUUGACCAGCUUCCGGACUUGAUGGGCCUCAAGGCCACGUACGUGCACGAGGCCUUAGGUACCAACCCGUGUGCAGACAACAAUGGCGGCUGCAGCCACUUGUGCCUGUUUAAGCCUGUGGGUGUUCAGUGCGGAUGUCCCAUCGGUCUCGAGCUCAUUGCAGACAUGCGCACCUGUAUCGUCCCCGAGGCCUUCCUGCUUUUCUCACGCCACACCGACAUUCGUCGCAUCUCACUAGAGACCAACAACAACAAUGUGGCUAUCCCGCUCACUGGCGUCAAGGAGGCAUCGGCUUUGGACUUUGAUGUCACGGACAACCGCAUCUACUGGACAGACAUUACUCUGAAGACCAUCAGCCGAGCCUUCAUGAACGGCAGCGCCCUCGAACAUGUGGUGGAGUUUGGUCUCGACUAUCCAGAGGGGAUGGCUGUAGACUGGUUGGGGAAGAACCUGUACUGGGCAGACACUGGCACUAACCGCAUCGAGGUGGCCAAACUGGACGGGCAGCACCGGCAGGUCCUGGUCUGGAAAGAUUUGGAUAGUCCAAGGGCUCUGGCUUUGGACCCGGCUGAAGGCUACAUGUACUGGACGGAAUGGGGCGGCAAACCAAAGAUCGACCGAUCGGCGAUGGACGGCACGGGUCGCAUCACUCUGGUGGCGGAUGUGGGCCGAGCCAACGGACUUACCAUCGACUACGCCGAGCGCCGCCUGUACUGGACCGACUUGGACACGACGCUGAUCGAGUCGGCCAACAUGCUCGGUCAGGACCGAGAGGUGAUAGCCGACGACCUACCCCACCCCUUCGGCCUCACCCAGUACCAGGACUACAUCUAUUGGACGGACUGGAGCCAGCGCAGCAUCGAACGUGCCAACAAGACAAGCGGACAGAACCGUACCAUCAUCCAGGGCCACCUGGACUAUGUCAUGGACAUCCUGGUCUUUCACUCGUCCCGACAGGGUGGCUGGAACGCUUGCGCCUCCACCAACGGUCAUUGCUCGCACCUCUGCCUCGCCGUUCCUGUCAGCAGCUUCGUAUGCGGCUGUCCUGCCCAUUUUUCGCUCAACUAUGACAACAAGACUUGCAGCGCGCCCACGUCCUUCCUGCUAUUCAGCCAGAAGACGGCCAUUAAUCGGAUGGUGAUUGAUGAGCAGCAGAGUCCCGAUAUAAUCCUGCCUAUCCACAACCUGAGGAACGUGCGCGCCAUCGAUUAUGACCCGCUGGACAAACAGCUCUACUGGAUCGACUCCAAGCAGAACGUAAUCCGCCGAGCUCAGGAGGACGGGAACCAGAGCAUGACUGUGGUGUCGGGCUCACCGGCCGGGCCCAGUCAGGGCCUGCAGCCGUACGACUUAAGCAUCGACAUCUACAGCCGCUUUAUCUACUGGACCAGCGAGGUCACCAACGUCAUAAACGUCACUCGCACGGACGGCGGCCGCGUUGGCGUGGUCCUGCGAGGGGCACACGACAAGCCCCGCGCCAUCGUGGUCAACCCGGAGAGAGGGUACAUGUACUUUACCAACCUGCUGGAGCGUUCGCCAACCAUCGAGCGGGCAGCGCUUGACGGCACAGAGCGGGAGGUUCUGUUUUUCAGCGGACUGGGCAAACCUGUCGCCCUCGCCAUUGACAACGAACUGGGGAAGCUGUUCUGGGUGGACUCUGACCUGCGGCGCAUCGAGAGCAGCGACCUGUCAGGCGGAAAUCGCAUCGUCAUCGCCGACUCCAACAUCCUGCAGCCAGUGGGCCUCACGGUGUUCGGGAAGCAUCUGUACUGGAUCGACAAGCAGCAGCAAAUGAUCGAGCGCAUCGAUAAGGUCACGCGCGAGGGCCGCACAAAGAUCCAAGCCCGCAUCGCCUACUUGAGUGACAUCCACGCUGUCCACGAGCUGGACAUGAGGGAGUAUGGCAAAAACCCGUGCACGUGGGACAAUGGCGGCUGUUCUCACAUCUGUAUCGUAAAGGGUGACGGGACCACCCGUUGCUCCUGUCCCGUCCACCUGGUUCUGCUGCAGGACGAGCUGUCCUGCGGAGAGCCACCCACCUGUUCUCCAGAGCAGUUCUCCUGCAGGUCCGGCGAAGUGGACUGCAUCCCUCAGGCAUGGCGCUGCGAUGGCUACGCAGAGUGCGACGACAGUAGCGACGAGGUGGACUGUCCCGUCUGCUCCGAGUCCGAGUUCCAGUGCGACAGCCAGCAGUGCAUUGACUUGAGCCUUCGUUGCAACGGCGAGGUCAACUGUCAGGACAACUCUGACGAGCACAAGUGCGAAGUGCGCUGCCCCGCAGACGAGUUCACCUGCUCCAAUGGUCAGUGCAUCGGCAAACACAAGAAGUGCGACAACAACAUGGACUGCACCGACAACUCGGACGAGAUCGGCUGCUAUGCCACCGACGAGCCACCUCCUUCCAACAACACCAUUGGCUCCAUCGUGGGCGUGGUUAUGGCCUUGUUUGUGGUGGGCGCCGUCUAUUUCGUGUGCCAGCGCGUCCUCUGUCCCCAGAUGAAGGACGACGGCGAGACGGUCACCAACGACUUUGUGGUCCACGGACCGUCGUCAGUGCCUCUGGGAUAUGUGCCGCAUCCCAGCUCCUUGACCAGCUCGCUGCCAGGCAUGUCUGGAGGCAAAUCUGUGAUUGGCUCCCUGAGCAUCAUGGGCGGGAGCAGCGGGCCAUCCUACGACCGCUCCCACAUCACUGGGGCCUCAUCCAGCAGCUCGUCCAGCACCAAGGGCGCCUACUUCCCAACGAUUCUAAACCCGCCUCCUUCUCCUGCCACCGUCCGCUCGCAGUACACCGUAGAGUUCGGUUACUCCUCCAACAGCCCCUCCACACACAGAUCGUACAGCUAUCGACCCUACACGUACCGCCAUUUUGCCCCGCCCACCACGCCCUGCAGCACGGACGUGUGCGACAGCGACUACACGCCGGGCCGACGUGUGCCGCUCAAGUCUAGCGCCGCCGCCAAGGGCUACACCAGCGACCUCAACUACGACUCUGAGCCUUUCCCGCCCCCGCCGACGCCACGCAGCCAGUACCUGUCGGCGGAGGAGAACUGCGAGAGCUGCCCGCCGUCGCCUUACACCGAGCGCAGCUACUCGCACCACCUAUACCCGCCGCCGCCAUCACCCUGCACGGACUCUUCGUGAGCCACAAGGAGCACAGAUGGCAGCUCCGCCCCCUCAGUGUAAAUAGGAAUUGUGCAUAAAUGAGGUCAAAAAUGGGAAACGCCAGGCUGGCUGUGGAACAUUUGUACAUUGAAAAGAGAAAAGCAUAUUUAUAUAUUUUCUAUACAGUGAUGAUGCCAUAGAGGUUUGUAUUAAGACAUUUGUACAUUUUUUAAGAAAAGCUUUUAUUAAAAUCACACACAUACAA
Messenger RNA from Entelurus aequoreus (snake pipefish), 5325 nucleotides. RefSeq names its product low density lipoprotein receptor-related protein 6 (gene lrp6). Gene Ontology annotation, biological process: receptor-mediated endocytosis involved in cholesterol transport; chemical synaptic transmission; canonical Wnt signaling pathway. Bases 252 to 5099 code for a protein of 1615 amino acids. The transcript has 23 exons. The record is from RefSeq and is a predicted model, not a curated record. Lineage: Eukaryota; Metazoa; Chordata; Actinopteri; Syngnathiformes; Syngnathidae. Gene Ontology annotation, molecular function: Wnt-protein binding; Wnt receptor activity.